Molecule: messenger RNA, 1033 nt
Organism: Ailuropoda melanoleuca (giant panda)
Lineage: Eukaryota; Metazoa; Chordata; Mammalia; Carnivora; Ursidae
Product: carcinoembryonic antigen-related cell adhesion molecule 8
Exons: 4
Biological process (GO): signal transduction; regulation of immune system process
Cellular component (GO): plasma membrane; cell surface
Molecular function (GO): protein tyrosine kinase binding
Source: RefSeq, a predicted model, not a curated record
GUCCCAGCACUGAUCCAUCUCCCCCCUUCCUUUCUAGUCUCACUCUUAACCUUCUGGAACCCGCCCACCACUGCCCAAGUCACUGUGGAAUCAGUGCCGCCCAAUGCUGCCGAAGGGAAGGACGUUCUCCUGCGAGCCCACAGUCUGCCUGGGGAUCUUCUAGGCUGUCACUGGUUCAGGGGGGAAAGCGUGGCACCCACUGAUCGUAUUCUAUCAUAUGUAGUAGACACACAAGUAACUACCCCAGGGCCUGCACACAGCGGCAGAGAGACAAUAUACCCCAAUGGAUCCCUGCUGUUCCAGAGAGUCACCCUGAACGACACAGGAAACUACACCCUACAAAUCGUGAGGACAAAUGCUCAAGUGGAACAAGGAACAGGACAAAUCCGCGUAUUCCCGGAGUUACCCAAACCCAACAUCAAAAGCAACAACUCCCACCCCGUGGAGAAUGCGGAUUCUGUAGUUUUAACGUGUGAACCUCAGACUCAGAGCACAAGCUACCUGUGGUCAGUAAACAGGAAGAGCCUCCCGGCCAGCACCAGGCUGGAGCUGUCCCUGGACAACAGGACUCUCACUAUACACCGUGUCACAAGGAAUGACACAGGACCCUAUGAGUGUGAGACUCGGAACCCAGACUCCCUGCGCAGCCCCACCCACCCAUUCCUAUCUACCUGGAAUUACGACACCCCAACACGAACAUUUAUGGCCAGAUCAACCACAAAGCAGAAAUGGCUUCUUAGUUUCCCCUGGGAACUGCUCCUUCCAGGGGCCCUCCUCUACCAGAGGAGACUCUAGGUGGAGUCAGGAGCCGCAGCCUGAGCCAGAGGACUGGCUCUAAACCCUGAGAAUAUUUGGGAACAUGAAUCAGGGUGAGGUCCCUCCUGAUUUCUGGAGACCCCCACAGUCUGCCCUGAACCCAAGACAAAGGCCCCCAUCUCCCAGGAAGUGGGGGUUCCCAAUUGAAGUGUCCUGACCCUGACCCACCGGAAAUGAUCUGAGAGGACCUGAAUAAAGAGAACUCAUCCCCUCCUUG